CUCCGAGACAGUGAACGGAGGUGAGAGCUGGCACGCUGCAGCUACCCGCUGCCGGGUUCACCUCAAUCUAUUGUUGUUUGCUCCAUCCCCGUCGCGCACUGUCUCAGCGGCGGCUGGCGGAUUCGCGGUGACUCUUAGAUGACGGAGUGAGGGAGUGAGGCUGCACGGGGCUGCACCUGCCUUCCAUACGACGCCACGUGACGACGCGUUCCUGCCUCAGCCCCGCACAUAAAGCGCCACAGCCUACUCGACCUCCUCUCUUCCUCACCCCAACUCACCCCAACUCACGCUCGCAACAGUCAACGCCUGCUGCCCACCAUCUCCCCCAACAUGACGAGGUACGUCGUCCAGGUGCUUGCUCCAGGCCGCCGCACGGCCAGCCUACUCGUCGUUCUCGCGCCCUCUCAGCUAUGCUCAGCCUUGCUCGACAAAGUCAAGAACCGCAUCUCGAGCCUGAAGUUGGGCUUAGACUCAGCCUCAGAUGCACAUAUCACACUGCACCUCAACGCUCCCGACGGACCUAUCCUGGAUACUGAGGACCUACUCUCCGACGCCUUGCCUGAUGCCGAGGAGAAAGUGUUCGCCGUCAUCAACGACGGAUCUUCAGCGGGAGAUUCUCAAUCUCGACGGGACACCCAUGGGCCUGGGCCCUCUCAGCAAGCUAUUGGAAGACGGCUUCGUGUACGAGUGAUUACGCCCGAAUUGGGUCGCUCGCAGGAUGUCAGCGCAAUUCCUCUCUUGCCGGAAGCUGCUGUAACCUUCAAGAGCACCCUGAAGGACCUCAAGACACAAGUGCAACAGCACCUUGGUCUUGGCGCUGGCGAUGAAGAGAGAUAUGAAGGCUGCCAUUGCAACUGCAGUUUCGCCCGACAAAUUGAUUCAAACGCCUCCCUGAAUGAGCUCGGAGCUGGCGAUUUGGAUGCUUUGCACACAUUGCUUGUGGUCUACGACAAUAAUAGGGUCGCUCGGCUCUCGAUCGAUGAGCCUACCAAGGCGCACCUACAGUUGACGGUGAGGCAGCACCUUGUGGACCGGUUGAGCGAGCAUAUGUCUAUGAUUGGCGGGCUCCCGGAUCCAGGUACCAGUAGCAACCCGCGCUACUUGAAGCUGCCAAUCCUUGCUUUCUGUUCUCCGGAGCGGCAUGAGCGUCCCUCUGUCGAUACGGGCCUGCAGCCUUCCAGCCCUCAUAAUACGGUUCUCGAUUUACACACCUCUGAGGCACCCAUCCAUGUGACGGCUCAUAACUUUGGGCUUACUCUAGCCGCUGCCGGCUUAGAAGACUGCACUAUCGACGGAGUCUUGAAUAUCUAUGCCGUCAAACGAGUGCGUCGCCAGAUGAGCUUCAGCGCAGGAUCAGGAUCAGGCAAAGAUGCUAUCUAUCAGCAAGGCCCAGCCUGGGAGCUCCCUCUAGGCCAGUCCGAGAGGGGUCUAGCUAAUUUUCUCUCCUCCCUGCGGGCCUUUGCGGGGCUCACCAAUGCCCGUCACAUGGCGGCUGCAGAGCAAGAUGCCGUUCUCCAUGUCCUCAUGUUGUUGACGAAAUUUCCGCCAGCUGUUCGAGCAAUACACGUGCUCAUACGUGGGGAGACACCUGAUCCUUCAGAGCGUGCUGCUAUUGUACAGUGCUUCAACGAAGUCCUGAAGACGAUAAUUUCCCCUCCCGUCAUCAAAUCCGACCACACGCGUUUUCUCGAAGGCUCCCGCCUUCUCUUCGGACUUAUUCUAGAGAAGGCGAAGCAUCUGAAGGUCUCCAUGCACGAUCAAGAAGGCAAAUUACCUUACAUAGAUUCAAUCAAGGUGCAUGAUCUUCGAAACUGGAUUACCAUGGAGCCGGUAGUUACACCACUCCAGACCGCAUCCGGCCUAGUCGAUCGUGGCUUCUAUGAGGCUUUCAACGAGGGAGGCCUCCUCAAGUGGACGAAUGACAACAAUACGAGUCAAGCCAAGACCUUCGAUCGGAAGCUCAAUCGCGCUUGUUUACUAUCAGGUGGCGUAAAGCCGCAGGUUCUGGGCUUUGACAUUGACUCCGUCAAUUCCAGUCAUCGCUACGCCGACAAAGGAGAUGUCUCCAAGGUUAUUGCUGCUGCUGAAUACUCUGACCUCCAAUACCUGGCAGGCCUUUGUAGCCGAAACAAGCUCGGCGUCAUCCAUCCGUCUGCACUUCCGUCUGCGGAUCCACCGGUCCUUACUCUUGACCGCGUGGGCCUCCUCGCUGUAUACGUGGGCCGGCAGGCUUGCGGGGAGGCUGGACGAGAUAUCAACAUGUUCCGCCCCACGAGCAACGUCGUCGAGGAAGCGGUCGACGUAUCGAUUAUCACACAGCUGUUAAUCCCCAUUAUUGAGCGUCGAACGGCAGACGGAACGGCAGUCUUCGAAGCGUUUGGCGACCAGAACCGACAGCUCAAGAACCCAGAUGAGGUAGUUAUCCUAUGCGUAGAUGCAAGCGCCAGCAUGAAUGACCGUUGCGGCUUUAUGGACGUCGAGGAAAGUGAGGAUGCGGUGGAUGACCUGGAGAAGAGCAUGGCCAAUGACGACACUGACUCGGAGGUUGAAGAUGCGCAAUUCGAUCGGCCCGCGCUCGAUGAAUUGAAGGAGUUCCUCACCUCUCACGAAUCGUUCGACGAUUUCCUCGCCAUUACUCAGACCGGAACUGAUGACUACCAUCGGCACAAGAACGCGGAGAAGGUCCUGUCUAUUCUCCGAGGUCUUGCUCAACAGCAGAUUGAAGAGAAGGCCAAGGCUCUCGAGAACGCGCAGCGCCGAGAGACAAGCUACUACUAUCGCCAGAAGGCUGCGGGCAUAGAACGGGAUCUUGCCACGCUUAAGAACCGUUCCCUUCGGCUACAGCAGUACAAGGACGCCUUGGUCGCCUUCCUACUCUAUAGAGCAGAGAACCGCGUCUUGGAUGAUCCUUUAACCUGGUCAAUUGGAGAAGACGUCCCACAAAUCCCUAAGAAGUCACGCGUUCCCUCAAGCAAUACCCCGAAAUUCGAAAUUCCAGCGGAAUUUCUGUGUCCUAUCUCCACAGAGCCGAUGGAGGAUCCGGUGACUACGAUUGACAACUUCACGUACGAGCGGAAGAACAUCGAGCGAUGGUUUCAGACUCAUGAGACAUCUCCCUGUACAAACCUAGUUCUGGAUAGCUUUGAUCUGCGGCCAAAUUAUGCCGUCAAGCAAGCAAUCGCUGCUUGGAUCAGCGGAGACGACAUCACUUCGAAGUAUCCGCCAACACGUGGCCACUUCAAUGUCUGCUUCAAAUUGCCCCUCAGCACGCUGACCACAAUUUUGCCAUCAGGCAUUAGCAUGGAUGACGUGUACCAGAAGGCGUUCCGGGCAGGCAAGGGACGAUAUCCAUCAUUCGUCUUGCAUCAUCGCAAUGCUUUACUGCUCCCGUCUCAAGAAGUUGCGAUGCCCUACAUCCAUAGCACUGAUGCGGUCGUCGUUAUGCCCAUCGAAGCCGGCACAGCCUCAAGUACGAGCGGCGGGCACGAAGAUCUCUGUCUAGUCAAAGUCUAUCGUGGCUACGAACACGCUGUUCUCUCGUACUGGGAGCCGAAGGCCACGACUAAAACUAUGGCCUCGGUGGUCUUCAGACUAUAUCGCCAUGCGUUCCGUGAGAACCCGUGGUCUGCCGUCGGCGAUCCCUUCACCAUAUGGACUAAUAUUACGUAUACAGGCGAUAACCAUUACCAUGGGCACACACAACAUCAUUGGGAGCUACUUUCGCACUUCUUCAAUCGUGAGUAUGCGAUCGGUCGACUCCUCAACGAGGCUGUGUACGACGGAAAAGACGACGAAGGGGAUCAUGGCUCUACCAAUCCGACCGACUCGCGAGGCCCUCAGCCACUCGUCUUAAGGCUGAUGCUGGGGAGCACUCCCGGUAAGGUCAACCACAAGGUCCUAACCCGCUUGGAUGUCCUGAAGCAGAUGUUCGAUGCAUAUGUCAACCGGCUGCUUGCGUACGGCUUCCAGACUCAUGUUGGUCUCAUUACGUUCAGAUCCGCUGCUUCUCUGACUCAGAACGUAACGCAUGCCGUCGAAAACUUCCGCCACCAACUCAACAAUAUCAUCGCCUCAGGUGAUACCGCCUUGUGGGAUGCCAUCAUGCUCGGACGCGAUACGCUCUUGCAGUAUGCCACGAAAUAUCCCAAAGCCAAAUUGCGCAUCAUCUGUCUCUCGGAUGGAGAGGACACGAAGUCAAAGCAGCGAGUUCACGACGUUGCUCUCAGUCUCAUUCAUGAUAGAAUUAUCGUCGAUUCAUUCUGCCUAGGCGAGGAGCAGAACAUCUCCCUGAAAACUCUAUCAUACUUGACGGGCGGUUACAAAUUCGAGCCAGACCAAAUGGAGCACGCCAUGGCAAUCUGCGAGAUGGAGCCUGUCCUCUCUAGCUUGGAACGACCCGACAUCGUUCUCCCGAACUUGGCCAAGCGCUUCUACUCCAACCCUCUGCUCCAGUUUGAGCAGGCAAAGACUGAAGUCCGAGUUGACGCGGUGACUAGGGAUACGUUCCCGCGACGAAAGGAGCAUCCGCUUCUUUCGCAGUCCUUCGUUGAACUGGGCCGCUUCACCCGCGGCUUUAGCAUCGCGAACCGAAGCGACAGCAACCUGAGGCUAGCACGCAUCCACAACGAGAUCCGUAAUUCUGGAGCCAAGGUCCACCCGCACUACGACAUCUAUAUCUGCGAGUCGAACUUCAGCUUCUGGAAAGUCGUGAUGCAAGGCCCACCAGGCAGUACUUAUGCGGACGGUACAUUCUGCCUCUACCUAGAGAUGGCCGAGGACUACCCGACUUUCCCACCAAAGGGCCGCUUCAUGACCCCAAUCUACCACCCGAACAUCAACCGCCACGGACGGAUUUGUCACUCCAUCUUUGACCGAAACUGGACGGUUGAUACCACGAACAAGGACGUCAUCGACACGGUUUACUCUCUACUACUUGUUCCGGAGUUUAGUGACCCAAUCAAUACCGUCGUCACGCUCAAUUACCAUUGGGAUGAAGUACAGUUUAAGGAGGAGGCUCAGCGUCACAUCCAGAAGCAUGCAAGCAAGAACCGGGCUCAGUGGAAGCGCGAGAUCGCCGCUGGGUAGGCGUGAAUACCCUGCGGCAAGGGCAAACGAUAUGAAAGACAGGCGUGACGAGUGUGUGAGUUGGCUUAGGCGGUGAGCAUAGUCAUAUGGGGAUUUCGUAGCCCAGGAGAAAGCCAGGUCUUGAGUUACAGACCGAGAAUCCCUGACUUAAUGGUGCACACGUCACGUGACGGAUCUGCAUACCCAGUAUU
Molecule: messenger RNA, 5276 nt
Organism: Trematosphaeria pertusa
Lineage: Eukaryota; Fungi; Ascomycota; Dothideomycetes; Pleosporales; Trematosphaeriaceae
Exons: 5
Coding region: 331-5085 (1584 amino acids)
Biological process (GO): protein ubiquitination
Molecular function (GO): ubiquitin-protein transferase activity
Source: RefSeq, a predicted model, not a curated record